Molecule: messenger RNA, 255 nt
Organism: Iphiclides podalirius (scarce swallowtail)
Lineage: Eukaryota; Metazoa; Arthropoda; Insecta; Lepidoptera; Papilionidae
Source: the annotation of a GenBank genome assembly
AUGGGCUUGGCGGCGGUCGCCGGGAAGGGCGCGUACAUCGCGGCACGCGUCGCGCUGCGUCAGUGCGGCGCGGACGCGCGGCGUGGGCGGGCGUGGGGAGCGGUGGGCCGAGUGGGCGUCGCGCCAAUCCCGGCGCGGGCACUCCCCCCCGAUACCGCCCAAGCGCGCCCCGCCCGCAAGGUCACAGGGCGGGCGUAUCGAUCGCACGCGCCCGCGACGCCCGACUCCAUUUUAUUCCGGCUCCCCCGAUUUGCA